This is a messenger RNA of Effrenium voratum, 1391 nucleotides long. The record is from the annotation of a GenBank genome assembly. Lineage: Eukaryota; Dinophyceae; Suessiales; Symbiodiniaceae.
AGCUGCUCUUUUCUGGCUUUGGCGUGUCCAUUUGCUAGCCCUCUCUGGCAAACGGAGAGUUGAUCCUAGGAUCGGAGUGGGAACCAUGCGAGGCGAGUGGGAACUGCCAUGAUCAUGACUUUGGGGUUUCCCACAACUGUCCGAUUGACCGAAGCCAUGACUGUGCCGCUGAAGUCCGUGCAGCGCGGAAUUUCGAGCGCGGCCUUCAGCGCAAAGCAGAUGAAGAAGGUCGAGUGCCCAAUGCACCUGCUGUGGCGCCCCGCCCUUGGAAAGGCACAGGAGAAGUUGCGGCGGUCGCAGCCACUACUACGCCAGUAUGACUGCAAGCUGGUUGAAGUCCCAGAGAAGAUGAAGGUUGUGCUGUUGGGUGUGAACCACAGGAAGAUUAACAGCGUGGAGGCUGUGCAACGGAUCACGCAACGUAUGGAUCCGGACGCUGUAUGUGUGGAACUUUGUGACUCGCGGGCGCAACCGCUGGCAGAGGAGGUUCAACGCCUGUCAAACCCUCGGGCAUUUCUCAGCAAGGAUGUGGGCUCACUUCUGCGGCGCAUCAGCAGCGAUGACUUUUCGCCCGAAAAUGGGAUGGAGCUGCGUCUGGCCAUGCUGGAAGCAAGGCGUAUGUUGAAGCCGUGCUUUUUGGUGGACAGGUCGAUUUCAGUGACGCGCCGACGUCUGAAAGCCAGGCUGAGAAUUGGAAUGUAUCUCCACCAGUGGUUCCCUCUCACCAGCAAGAUAGCAGUGGCUUGGAAGCUCCGUGGGGCGUUCACCACUGGCAUUGUCCCUGCAAGUGUUGUGAGAGUCCUGUUCGCCUUGGGCCGGUGGCAGUUGCCUUGGCUGGCGCGUCAAGAGCUGCUCAGCCAAACUGAGUGGGUGGGCGGAGAAGAGGUUGUGCCCGGCGAUGCUAUAUUGAAGGCCCUGGAGGUCGGAAGUCUUGCGGAAGAACAGUAUGGCGACUUUCCAGAUGCUCAGAGCAAGAGUCUACUCGGUGACGUGUUCUUGCCUCACCGCAUUGAGGACCUUGGCCCCGCGAGCCUCAUGGAUGUGUUGGACCGCGUCAUCCGGGCAGAGCGGGACGUGUUCCUGGCACAUCGGAUUCGGAGGAUCCACACUGUGACAGGGGUGGAAUAUGCCCGGCACGGCCUCAACGGCCCGCUGGUCCUGGCGGUGCUGGGUGCGGCUCACUUGCCGGGAGUGGCGCGGAGCUUGACAGCGCCGAUGCAGGAACUGGAGUCACAUGUUGCGGACUUGGAGCAUGCCCCGCUGGAGCCUUGGAGGACGCUUCUGCCCAACAUCCUCCUUGCUCGGCCUUCCACGGCGUGAGGGAGAUGGCCGGUUUGGUUGGGCGAUCGCUGUCAGCAACUUUGGCAAGGUGGACGGGAAAGUGCUGGAGA